Messenger RNA from Acanthosepion pharaonis, 1794 nucleotides. The record is from the annotation of a GenBank genome assembly. Lineage: Eukaryota; Metazoa; Mollusca; Cephalopoda; Sepiida; Sepiidae.
AUGCAUCCAUCUAUCUAUCAGUCUGUUCAUAUCUAUCUAUCUAUGCAUCCAUCUGUCUAUCUCUAUCUAUCAAUCUAUCUAUCUCUAUCUCUAUCUCUAUCUCUAUCUAUCUCUAUCUAUCUCUAUCUAUCUCUAUCUCUAUCUAUCUCUAUCUAUCUCUAUCUAUAUCUAUCUCUAUCUAUCUCUAUCUAUCUCUAUCUAUCUCUAUCUCUAUCUCUAUCUCUAUCUCUAUCUAUCUCUAUCUCUAUCUCUAUCUCUAUCUAUCUCUAUCUCUAUCUCUAUCUCUAUCUAUCUCUAUCUCUAUCUCUAUCUAUCUCUAUCUCUAUCUAUCUCUAUCUAUCUCUGCAUCCAUCUUUCGCCAUGGAUCGACCCACAAAAGACAAACCUCGCAGAAAUUCUGAGAAAAGAAGAGAAAAGUCCAGAGAUGCUGCUCGUCAGCGGAGAACACAAGAAACAAAUGUUUUUACAGAAUUGGCCAAGAACCUCCCACUUCCUGAAAGCAAAUCCUCUCAACUUGAUAAAGCAUCAAUUAUGCGUUUGACUUUAGCAACCUUGAAACAGACUCAAAUCAGAUCUUUAAUUUCUGAUGAAAAACUUGAUGAGAAAACUGAAGAAGAAAUAAAUGAGCUUGAACAGAAAACACUUGCUUUAUAUCCAAAGGCAUUGGAUGGAUUCCUUGUCAUCAUUUCUAAAGAAGGUGAAAUAAUUUUUCUAUCAGAACAAGUUGUAAAGUUUCUUGGCAUACAGCAGAUUGAAUUACUUGGCCAGAAUGUCUUUGAGUACACACAUCCAUGUGAUCAUGAUGAACUCAGAGACAUGCUUUCACCCAAAUCUCAUUUAUUUGAACAUGAUCCUUACAGGAGGUCAUUCUCAUGUCGUGUGUGUGUGUGUGUCAUUUUUUUCUCUAUCAUUGUCUCUCUUGUGUGUGUGUGUCUCUCUCUCUUGUUUGUGUGUGUCUCUCUCUCUCUCAUUGUUUGUCUCUCUCUCUCUUUCUUUGUCUGUCUCUCUCUCUCUCUCUCUCUCCAUUUCUGUUGUCUGUCUCUCUCUCUUGUCUCUCUCUCUCCAUUUCUGUGUGUCUCUCUCUCUCCAUUUAUUGUCUCUCUCUCUCUCUCUCUCUUCUCCAUCUCUCUCUCUCUCCAUUUCUUUGUGUCUCUCUCUCUCCAUUUCUUUGUGUCUCUCUCUCUCUGUGUGUUUGUGUCUCUCUCUCCAUCCAUUUCUGUUUGUGUCUCUCUCUCUCUCUCUCAUUCUUUGUGUCUCUCUCUCUUUCUGUUGUGUCUCUCUCUCUCUCUCUUUGUGUCUCUCUCUCCAUUUCUUUGUCUCUCUCUCUCUCUCUCAUUUCUUUUGUCUCUCUCUCUCUCUCAUUGUGUGUCUCUCUCUCUCUCAUUUAUGAGUCUCCUCCAUUUCUUUGUCUCCCUCCUCUCUCUCUCAUUUCUCCCUCUCUCUCUCUCCUCCCUCUCUCUUUUUUUUGUCCCUCUCUCUCUGUCCCCUCUCCAUUUCUUGUGUCUCUCUCUCUCCAUUUCCCCUUGUCUCUCUCUCUCUCUCUCUCUUUGUGUCCCCCUCUCUCCUCCCUCCCUCUCUCUCUGUCCCCUUUCCUCCCCUCUCUCUCUCUCCUUUGCCUCCUUCCCUCCUCCCUUUCUUUGUCCCUCUCUCUCUCCCCUUCUCUCUCCAUCCCUCUCUGUCUCUCCCAUUUCCCCUUGCCUCCACCCCCCUCUCUCUCUCUCCAUCCUUUUGCCCACCUCCAUUUCUCUCUUGUUCCCCUUCCUUUGUGUCUUCUCAUGCUCAAUACUUCAAUGA